This is a messenger RNA of Neodiprion virginianus, 1572 nucleotides long. RefSeq names its product ovalbumin-related protein X-like. Gene Ontology annotation, molecular function: serine-type endopeptidase inhibitor activity. The coding region runs from base 179 to 1375 and encodes 398 amino acids. The record is from RefSeq and is a predicted model, not a curated record. The transcript is spliced from 8 exons. Lineage: Eukaryota; Metazoa; Arthropoda; Insecta; Hymenoptera; Diprionidae.
UACCGUGAUGCGUAGGAACAUAAAUUUGUUGAUAGGAAAAUGACGCGUACUCGUUGAUAAUCGGAAGACGUAAAGGAAAUUACUUUGAAUCUUAUAUAUAUUGCUGAUACAGGCAAGAGGCGGAUACAUAACGCAUUGUGCUCACUUCGAAUUCACGUCUCAAUAAGAAGAUCUCAUCAUGCGGAAACUAUUGUUAUUCCUUGUUGCAAUAUUCGCAAUAUCGGCACAAGUUACCGCCAAUGGCGAUAGCGCUGCGCUUCAGGCCAUGGCCGAGAAUGUCUGCAGGUUUGCCGAUAACUUUUUAAAGGUGAUUGCUGCCGACAAUCCUGGCAACCUGAUAUCCUCGUCUUUGAGCGCUCAACUAUCACUUGCCAUGGCUGCAUACGGAGCCGGUGGUACGACUGCUACCCAAAUGCGAACAGCCCUCUUUAUUCCAGACGACAAUGAGCUCGGCCAAUCUGGUUAUCAGUCGCUCAUCGAUACUUUGAACGCUGUUCAAGGGGUCGAACUACGUCUCGCUAACAAGUUAUUCACGUCCACUCGGAUCCCGGUAAAAGCUGACUUCAAAGCAAUGACUGACACUAGAUUUCGGUCGGCCAACCAAGAAGUGGACUUUGAUCAUGCAAAUGCAGCUGCCAACACCAUCAAUUCUUGGUGCGAUCAACAGACCAUGCAUCGCAUCAAGGAUUUGGUCACUCCAGAUGAUAUGACCCCGGAUACUGUAUUGGUCAUCGUGAAUGCGAUCUACUUCAAGGGGCAGUGGAACAGAAAAUUUAUUCCACGUCUAACUAAACGCAGAGCUUUUCAUCUCGAUGCAGAACGUACCAAAAAUGUCUCGACUAUGUAUGUUCAGCACAAGUUUGUAACCGGUGAUAUUCCCGAAGUUGACGCAAGAUUCAUCGAAAUACCGUACAAAGACAAUUUGAUGAGCAUGAUCAUAAUUCGUCCGAAUGAAAUAAACGGGCUAAAAACAGUCGUUGGCAAUCUGAGCCUAGUAAAUCUGACCCAGAGGUUGAGACGAAAUACUUUGCGUCCGGUUAAAUUAUUUUUACCGAAAUUCAAGAUGGAAAGUACAUUCGAUCUGAAAAUAACGGCGCAGAAGUUGGGGAUCUCAGAGGUCUUCGAAGAUUCCGCCAACUUUUCCGGCAUAGCGGACGUUCCAAUUAAAAUCAAGAAAAUUGUUCAGAAGGCGUUCAUUGAAGUGAACGAAGAAGGUAGCGAAGCUGCUGUUGCUACCGGUGUCAUCUCAAUGUUCAGAAGCGCUAGAAUCGAGCCAGACGUGGUUCAAUUCGAAGUUGAUCGGCCAGUGAUGUAUGCUAUUCGUCACACUGCCAGCAACGCAAUUUUGUUCAGCGGCCUUCUCGUCGAGCCCUGAUCAUUCGAUAAGGAUAUUCAGAUAUCUACAAGUCUAACGGUUCAUCAUUUUAAUUUGAUAUUUCAAUCCUUAAUACUCAUUCUUCGAUCCAAUAUACACAUUAUAUGUCUUUCAUUCAGGUAGUAAAGUACACGCAAAUGAAUCAAAUAAAAAACAAACUUGUUUGUGCAUCCAAUAAAAUUUAUAUUUUUGGAUAA